Alternaria metachromatica is the source of this 1134-nucleotide messenger RNA. RefSeq lists its product as uncharacterized. The record is from RefSeq and is a predicted model, not a curated record. Bases 1 to 1134 code for a protein of 377 amino acids. Gene Ontology annotation, biological process: fatty acid metabolic process. The transcript is spliced from 3 exons. Gene Ontology annotation, molecular function: fatty-acyl-CoA binding. Lineage: Eukaryota; Fungi; Ascomycota; Dothideomycetes; Pleosporales; Pleosporaceae.
AUGGAGGGCGAUGUCGACGGUAUAAUGGAAUGUCCAAGAGGGAACGAUGACCAGUCGCAACGGGCACGGGAGAAAUGGGACGCUUGGAAACAGCAGAACGGCCUCUCCCGCACCGAAGCCAAACGCCGCUACAUCACCACCCUCAUCGACACCAUGCACAAGUACGCCUCGCCCUCACCCGAUUCCCGCGAACUAGUCGCCGAACUAGAAUUCGUCUGGGACCAAGUCAAAUCCAACGUGCCCUCCUCAUCCUCCUCCUCGCCGCUACGCACCUCCGACCACAUAACCCCCGGCUACUCCCAGCACGAACUAGGCCAAAGCGGCCGCGCAGCCAUGAACAACAGCAGUAACGACAUGGAGGACCGCCCUCGAAACGAGCCCGACCGCCGCGCCGUGCCCCUCCGCGUAAAAUCACCAAUGUCGCAAUCCGAAGAAGAGCUCGAGGAAGAAGAAGCAGAAAUCGAGCGUGAAGGCGAGGUCUUCGUCGACGCCCCAGACUCGCAAUACAAUCCCACAUCCUACCCCGACGACGACGACGACGCCGCCCCUGACCUCGAAGACGCAGGCGUACAAACCGAUUUACAACAGUUGAUCCGCGCAGAACCCAUACCUAUACAAACGCCCACGCCCGCGCCACGGAAUCGCGGCAUGGGCGUCCUGGGCAAACCGAUUCAGAUGCCCAUACCCGGUUUCGGCAGCACACCCGCCGCCGCUGCUGGAAACGGUGCCGCAGCAGCAGCGAAAGACAGCUCGCCCAAAGAAUCAGUCGCAGACCAGAAAUGGCGGAAGCGCGUUGAGCAAUCGCUCAUGAAGAUGACGGCAGAAGUCGCGGCACUACGCGAACAAUUAGAAGCAAGAAGGCUCUUUGCACAUUCAGUACACUACCAGCUGCUUAGGGGCGUGUGGAGAUGGGUGUGGGCGUGCUUCAAGCAUGUGGCUGUUGAUGUGUUUAUAUUGGGUAUAGUGCUGUUGUGGAUGCGGCGGAAGAAGGAUAAGAGGCUGGAAGGGGCGAUACGGGUGCUGCUGGGGGAUGCGGUGGCGCAGAUGCGGAGGGGUGGGGGGAUGGUGUUUGGAAGGGUUAGGAUACCGCUUUUAAGGGGAGGGAAGAAAGGGGGGACAGCAGCAACGGCAUAA